GUGAAUUGCAUUGGUUUAGCUGGAAAUAUCCAGAUUCGGAUCCGGUACUGAGUUUAAUGCUGAUUUAAAUGUGGAAUAAAAUUGAAUUCAUCCUCAGUUUCCCUAAUUUAGGUUAUUAACCACUUCGUCAUAAAUUAUUCCGCCGUAAAAUACACAUUUUCAGGAAGUGUUAUGCUGACGCGGAAGCAUGAUUUUCCGGGGAAUUAAUUGUGAAUUAGUGGGUGGAUUUCAUUAUUGAUUUGACAUUGGUUCGUUUUUCAUCAUCAUGGUGUCGUUGAAAAAUAUUGUCUUUCCCCGUUGAGUGCUCAUUUGAGAAUAUUAAUUGUUGAGUGAGUAAUAUAUGUGUCCCGUUGUGUGUGUUUAGGGACCCAUGGAUUCUGAUGCUCGCAUUAGGGUAUAUUCUAAUGGUUUCUAGAUGGAAUUAUCUUUAGCAACUUUAAACCCUUUGUGGAGACUUGGAAAUAUGAAUCUUUUGAGCUAAUGGAGCCUGGAAUUGGAAAGACAUUAGAAUAAAGAGGAAUGGCCACUCAGAAGGGGAAUAUGAAACCAUUCCUUUUAUUAGAGUCAUAUCCGUUCACAUUUGUACUGUCAAUUGGUGUGAGAUAACAAGUAGAUAAAGAAGCUUGUCACUGAUCGAGUAUCUCUGUUGUUUCUUGACAAAUGGAAUCUUCAUGUGCUUGCAAAUUUCCUGCUGUUUUUGUCCUUUGAGGUCAUAUGGCUGAGCCUUCUCCCACCACGGGUUCCUUUUUCAAGCCUCAGUUGAUGCAAGCAUCUGGUGGUAAUGCUGCAAUUCUAUUAGAGAAAAAUUUCGCCAGUGGUAAUGCUGUAGAGGAAAGAACUUCCAGUGAUUUCGAGUUUAGGUUUCACACUGGAGUUAGUACCACAUCAGGAUUAUCUUCUGCAGCGAUGUCGAUUCCUGCAGGAAUUAAUCGAAACGGACUAGUCACUCAUCAAGAUCAGCGAUAUUCUCAGUCUGCUAUACCCUCUUCUUCAGCACCACAAUGUCUUGGAGUAGCUCGACAGGAUUCAUCCGUGUAUGAUAGUAUUGAUGAAUCAAAGCAGGGAGCGCAGUCCAAUACAGGUGCGCAAGCUUCAGUUUCUGAGCCUAAAGAUAGCAGCUCGUCAGUCUCAGCUGAUAGAACAUCAGAAGAUGGGUAUAACUGGAGAAAAUAUGGGCAGAAACUGGUUAAAGGAAGUGAGUUUCCACGAAGUUACUACAAAUGUACCUACCCUAACUGUGAGGUGAAAAAAAUAUUUGAACGGUCUCCAAGUGGACAUAUUACAGAAAUUGUGUACAAGGGUUCACAUGAUCAUCUGAAACCUCAGAGUGCACGUCGGCACAAUCCUGGGGGUCUUACGUCCAUUCAAGAGGAUAAAUUGGACAAGGAGGACAAGAUGAACACCAAUAAUAUGGAGCAAAAUGGUUCUCCCAUGUUGUCACCUCUGCAAACAAAUGAGGAUGGAUUAGAUGGUUCUGGCUCACAGUUUCAGGGCCAAAACGAUGAUGCUGAAGAUGACGAUCCUUACUUGAAACGGAGAAAAAUGGAGGAUGGUAUUGAUGUUACACCAGUUGUUAAACCCAUUCGUGAACCACGAGUUGUGGUUCAAACUGUGAGUGAGGUUGAUAUACUGGAUGAUGGAUAUCGCUGGCGCAAGUAUGGCCAGAAAGUUGUCCGAGGAAACCCCAAUCCUAGGAGCUACUACAAGUGCACAAAUGCAGGAUGCCCAGUGAGGAAGCAUGUGGAGAGGGCAUCUCAUGACCCGAAAGCUGUUAUAACAACGUACGAGGGGAAGCACAACCAUGAUGUCCCGAUUGCACGAAACAGCAGUCAUGAACUUGUUGGGACUGCGCCAUACGCGGGAACAUCCAAGAUGAGGGCGCAUGACGGUGGCAGUUCGAUUAGCCUUGACCUCGGUGUUGGAAUCGGGCGAGCAGGUGAGCACAAAAGGGAGGAAGGUUUGGAUGGUGAAGGUGGACGACGCCAAAAUAAUCCAAUCUAUGAAAUUGUAAAUGGUGGGCUGAAUCUAUACGGAAAUAGAGAAGCUCAUAACUUUCAGACGCCACCGAUAAAUGCCUCUAACCAAUGUCAGCCAAACCUUGGAAGAAUACUUAUGGGGCCUUAAAAUUGUUGCUGAAUAUUAUGAAUAUAUAUUACCAGAAAUAAUUUCUAUUUUUAUUAGUAAAUCUGAGUGAAUUUAUCCUCA
Molecule: messenger RNA, 2205 nt
Organism: Salvia splendens (bonfire salvia)
Lineage: Eukaryota; Viridiplantae; Streptophyta; Magnoliopsida; Lamiales; Lamiaceae
Product: probable WRKY transcription factor 20
Exons: 6
Coding region: 715-2124 (469 amino acids)
Biological process (GO): regulation of DNA-templated transcription
Molecular function (GO): DNA-binding transcription factor activity; sequence-specific DNA binding
Source: RefSeq, a predicted model, not a curated record